Messenger RNA from Daphnia pulex (common water flea), 1683 nucleotides. RefSeq lists its product as uncharacterized. NCBI's taxonomy places the organism in Eukaryota, Metazoa, Arthropoda, Branchiopoda, Diplostraca, Daphniidae. The coding region runs from base 1 to 1491 and encodes 496 amino acids. The record is from RefSeq and is a predicted model, not a curated record. The transcript has 8 exons.
AUGUCGAGCUUACUGGCUUUCGGUGAUUUUCAGUUGAAGACGAUUCCACUUGCUCUUUUCUACUUUCUAUUCGCCAUUCAAACAGAAUGUCAACAGCUCGAAAUCAUUCCCGGUGACACUGAACGAGUGGUCCAAGCCGGUUCACACUUGACACUCACCUGCACCUAUCAAUAUGUAAAUGAAUACGACAAAAGGGAAAACAAUAUUUCUUGGAUCUUGCCCAGCUACCUUACCAGGAAUCCGAAAAGUGGCGUUGAGAAACGCUUGCUCAAGACUUUUAACAGGAAUGACACGCACCUGAGUUCGACGAUGACGUUAAUGAAUUCCAUACCUGAAGAUACGGGCUACUUUGGUUGCGUCGAAAUCUUGUCGUGGAACACAAUUGGGAAAAUCAGCCAAUACGUUUACGUUCACAGCGAUACAACUCUCAUAAUCGAUAAGAUGGACGACAAGUACUUAUUUCCCAAAUUUGAGCACCGACAAGGUGAAUCUCUUCUCAUCCCUUGCAAGCCGACCCAUCCUAAUGUGACAGUUUCGCUGAGUCGUGAGAAACUCAGCACAAAUGGUGAAUGGGAUUGGGAUAAUAUCACGGAUUUGUUAUCGCAACCGGAUUCUAACUGGGCGUUCGAACCGAAACUCGGCAUGACACUAACAAAUCCGAAGAUUAAUGACUCUGGAGAAUACGGAUGCGUUGGUAAAAUGGACAAUGCCGUUAUUUACGAAUACUUCUCUAUCUACGUCUUGGGUAGAAUGGAACUGACUCGAAUAGACGAGAUUGACGAUACGCUACAAGCCUGGCUGGAUGGUAGUAACGCCACUUUUAUUUGCCGUACUUCUGCUACCUCAGAGUUUCCUUCGCAACCGGAAUGGGCCUAUCAAAUCGGCGACGACGGAGAAAUGCACGUCUUAAACGAGUCUAACCCAACCGAAGGUAUACACAUCCAGUCUACAAAUUAUUAUAGCGGAAUGGGUUACACCUUUUACGAAAGUCGACUGGAUCUGUUCGAUUUUGCUAGUCAAAUACCAUUUGAUCCGUGGAAUACUUCAAUAAUUUUCAAAUGUACAGCAAAUAUCGAUACGCAACCUGUAUCGAAAACCAUUUCUUUAACAAUUAAAGAAAUAAGGUACGAUCCAGUGGUUUAUUACGUGCGGAGUAAAGGAGAAAACAACAGCACAACUGUUGCCUUUUCUGUGACUCUUGCAAUAUUAUUUGCUAUAGGAAUCUGUAUCGCUGUCAAACCUUAUUUCGACAAGGUAAGCGGUGCAAAUGAUGGCAUACUUUACCCACGCGUUUACUUAAUUUUGUCCAACGAAAAGAAACGAAGCGGAUUUCGAGAAAAAGUGGAAAACAACUUGGAAUCGCCAAUUGAGGAGCAAACUGAACUGAUAACGACAUCAUACGAUUCGCAAGAUAACAGACAGAUGAACGAAUCAUCAAGAGAUGAAUUCUAUUCACUUAAUAAUACUGCACAAGGAAUCAAUAAUGAUUGAUGACUUGUUUCCAGUGUCAUAAAACUUAUGAAAAAAAACAGGUGACCUCCUUUAUCCCACAAAAAUAUGUUAUCUGUAGGUAUUAAAUGCCAUCAGAUUACAGAAAACCCUUUCCCAUUACACUGAAUGAUGGUGACUUAAAAAUAUGACAGUUUUUGAAUGAAAAUAUAUAUCUACCUUUGAGAGAUAGAA